Messenger RNA from Protomyces lactucae-debilis, 1935 nucleotides. Its product is annotated as peptidyl-prolyl cis-trans isomerase cyp15. Gene Ontology annotation, molecular function: protein binding; peptidyl-prolyl cis-trans isomerase activity. The record is from RefSeq and is a predicted model, not a curated record. The coding region runs from base 1 to 1935 and encodes 644 amino acids. NCBI's taxonomy places the organism in Eukaryota, Fungi, Ascomycota, Taphrinomycetes, Taphrinales, Protomycetaceae. The transcript has a single exon. Gene Ontology annotation, biological process: protein peptidyl-prolyl isomerization; protein folding.
AUGGCCUCUGCAGAGUCAAAUUCUGGCGACCUUGUAGAGGGUGUGACAGAUAUUUUGAAACGAUCUGCGGAUGAUGCAGUACUUCUAGAACGACCGAGUGACGAAGAUGAUGUGGACGUAGGACCGCAGCUGCAACGGAAGAACGCGGAUCAACAUGGCUCAACACCGCCGAGGAUAAAGCGCAGAAAGAUCAAGCCGAAUCAGAAGCUCCUCUUACAGCGAUUGCCACAGUUGCCGCGCUAUGUGCGGUCGUAUAUGCAUAGAGCGCAGGUUUCAUCCAUUCACACGGCCUCUGCGAGCAGUUUCGUUGUGACAGCUUCUGAAGACGGGGCGACAAAGCUCUGGAAGAAACAGGCAAUUGGUGUCGAAUUCGUCAAGCAGUUUCGAGCAGCCGCCCAGCCUCUAGGACAGUCUGCAUUGAGUGUUGACGGCUCACUCUUCGCUACGUCCUGCUCCACUGACAGCACUAUCAAGAUAUAUGACAUCUUCAAUCUCGAUCUUUUUUCAAUGCUUAAUCUGGAUUACAUGCCUCAGAACAUUUGCUGGGUCUCACGCAAAGGUAGCUUAUCUGCACUGCUCGCUGUUGCGGAAAAGGAUUCAGCAACUGUGCGAAUAUACGAUCUCAGAUCGGAGAACGACGACCCUAUCCGCACUUUAACCGAGCUUCACGGAGAGGCAGUCAUUCUUCUUGCCUUCAAUCCAAAAUAUGACUGUUGCAUCAGUGUCGAUGCGAGUGGAUCGGUCGAGUAUUGGAUGCCCAACGAGAACACACCAAUGCCGAAAGAAGUCUUUCGAGCGAAGGGGCUCACAGAUCUUUACGAGUUCCGCAAAACCAAAUCAGUGCCGACAUGCUUGUCAAUGAGUCCAAACAACGAAAUUUUCGCAACGCUUUCCUUUCCAGAUCGCCAGGUACGUCUAUUCAACUUCACCUCUGCGAAAAUAUUGCGCAAGUAUGACGAAAGCCUUGCUACUGCAGAAAGCCAACAUCAGUCUGGAACGGCGAUUGUGCAGCUUGAUGACAUCGAAUUUGGCCGUCGUUUGGCCAUCGAACGCGAACUUUCGUUGAGUUCGGAGCUGCGCAGGUGUAAUGUCAUUUUCGACGAUUCUGGACUCUUCUUGCUCUAUUCCACCAUUUUUGGAAUUAAGGUCAUCAACACCUAUUCCAAUACUUGCGUGAAGACGUAUGCUCAUGAUGAACGGAUACGUCCGAUGAAUAUUGCGCUCUAUCAUGGUGCACCCAGUAAGCCGAAGAGUACCACGUUGGCGAUGGCUGCGUCAGACAACCCGCUGCUGGCAGAAACCCUGCAUCGUGACCCAAUCUUGUUUGUCACUUCAUUCAAGAGCCAUCGAUUCUAUUUGUUUGGUAAUGCUGAAAUGGCGAAGUCGAAGACUGAACGGGAUAUCGUCAAUGAAGAACCCGAUACAAAGGCAGAUAAAGGAGUGAUGGAUGAAAAGAAGGCUUUGCCAUCAGAGGCGACACUAUUCACAUCCUCCGGCGAUAUUGUUCUUCAACUGUACCCGCAGCAAGCUCCCAAGGCAGUAGAAAAUUUUACCACACAUUGCAAACAAGGUUACUACGAUGGGACGAUCUUUCACCGUGUGAUUCCGCAUUUUAUGAUCCAAGGAGGCGAUCCAAAGGGCGAUGGCACAGGCGGCGUCUCCAUCUGGGGCAAAGAGUUCGGUGACGAAUUCGUCCCGGAGUUGAAGCACGACAAACCUUAUAUGCUCUCCAUGGCAAAUGCCGGGCCAGGGACGAAUGGCAGUCAGUUCUUCAUCACAACCGAUGUGGCUAAGCAUUUGGAUGGCAAACACACUAUUUUUGGACGCGUGAAGCAGGGGAUGGACGUGGUGCAUAUGAUUGAGAUGGGCAAGGUUGGACGUCUGGACCGUCCGCUCGAGCCAGUGAGCAUCCAGUCUGUGGAAGUCAAGCUAUAG